UAUAAAUACAAUUAUUAUUAUUAUUAUGAUCAUGAUUAUUAUCAUUAUCAUGGUAUUAUUUUCUGUGCGGGUUCUCGGUUCUGAUUGGCUGCCGGUUGCCACCUGCGGAAGCGGAAGCCGCCGUCUCCUCGGAAGGUUCCUGAAGAUCCACUCUGCGCGCCAGUUGGGAGACAAGUGUGCGCAGUCGGGGCGAAGAACAGACCCGCGGGAUGGAUGCUCACUGAUCCAGCAGCCGCAACCUCAAAAGAAGAAGGGAAAAAAAAUCGUACUUUGAAAGCUCAGUCAGGCUUUGGCAAAAAAAGAAAAAGUAGAUUCCCGGUGGUUCGAUUCCCCUCGCCCUCCACCAGACACCAUGACGUCCUCCAUGCUCCGCCGACAGCUGAAGAACCUGGUCCAGAACUACUCUGAAGCUGAGGUCAAGGUCAGAGAGGCGACGUCCAACGACCCGUGGGGCCCGUCCAGCACUCAGAUGGCCGACAUCUCCGACCUGACCUAUAACGUGGUGGCCUGCAAUGAGAUCAUGACGAUGCUCUGGAAACGCCUGAAAGACGACAAGAACUGGAGACACAUCCACAAGUCCCUGACACUGCUAGAGUAUCUGUUGAAGACCGGUGACGAUCGCGUGCUCCUGAAAAUGAAAGACAGCAUCUACAUCGUCAAAGCCCUCACAGAGUACCGCUUUGUGGAGAAAGACGGCAAAGAUCAGGGUCUAAACGUGAGAGAGAAAGCUAAGGUUGUCCUUGUUCUAAUGGAGGACGAUGAGAAACUAAAGGAGGAAAGAGACUUUGCAGUCAAGACCAGAGAGAAGACAUCGAAAGGUGCUGCAGCCUCGUCCUCGGAUGUCGUCAAGGAUCUUAGCUACAAGCCGUGCUACGUUGCUGGGGCAUCAGGGCUUCCCUCCUUGGACAACAUCCCCUCGGUGGCGGACUUAACUGCUGCCUUCACUGCCCGCAAAGAGGAACGGCUCCGCCAGGAAGCCGAGAAGAAAGACAUGGAGAGAAGAGCUAAGAUGAGUGAGGACGAGCUGCAAUGGGAGGAUGCGGGAAAAGGCCCCGAUGCUAAAGGUGAUGCUUGGGCAGGAGAAAAGGAAGAGAAGGAGGAGGUGAAACCAGACCCAUGGGGAGCCUCAAAACAACCUAAAGAGGCCACAGAUCCAUGGGGCACACCAGCGAAAGCUGAGAAACCAGCUAACAGUGAUCCUUGGGGGGCUCCAUCUACACCUGAAGAAGAUCAAUUUGCAGCACCAAAAACUGAUGAAGAUCCAUUUGAAUCAACAAAAAACCAUCCAUUUGCAGUGCCAAAGAAUGGAGAAGAUCCUUUUGUAGCAUCAAAAGACGAACCGGAUCCAUUCAACACCCCCAAAGACAGUUCAGAUCCCUUCAGUGCACCCAAAGACAAGGAGGAUCCAUUUGCUGCUCCAAAAGAUAAAGCAGAUCCUUUUAAUUCAUCAAACAAUGAUCCAUUUAAUACACCCAAAGACGAUCCCUUCAACGCCCCAAAAGACGAUCCCUUCAACGCCCCAAAAGAAGAUCCCUUCAAUGCCCCAAAAGACGAUCCCUUUAAUGCCCCGAAAGACGAUCCUUUCAACUCCCCAAAAGACGACCCCUUUAACGCCCCAAAAGAUGAUCCCUUCACUGCACUGGCAACAACACCCCCUAAAGAAGACCCAUUUGCAGCACCAACAUCCUCUAAAGACGACCCUUUCACUGCUCCCACAACGCCGCCUAAAGAAGAUCCGUUCUCUGUGCCGACCAAACCUGCUCAAGGUGACCCCUUUGCUUCACCAACAUCUCAACCCAAGGAGUAUCCCUUCUCUGCAUCAUCCAACCAGACUAAAGAUGACCCCUUCACUGCACCAACCACACCCCCCAAAGAGGAUCCUUUCUCUGCACCAUCCAAACCUACAAAAGACGAACCCUUCGCAGCAUCGACAACACCCCCUAAAGAGGACCCAUUUGCAAGGUCCAGUCCGCCAAAAGAUGACGCCGCAGAUCCCUUCAAUGCUCCUACGGCGACAUCACUCCAAGGAGGUGCAGAUGCGUGGGGAGCUCCUGCCAGCUCACCAACUGCCACUGCGGCAGAUCCCUGGGAGACACCAUCAACUGCAAAGGAAACAAAGGGUGGAGAUCUCUGGGGGAACAGUGCAAGCGCCACCACUCCCAAUGAUAAUGCUGAUCCAUUUGAGGUUGCGUCCCAACAGGACAAUGACCCAUGGGGAGCCCCAGCUUCAGCUCCAGCCAGUACAGAUGAUGCGUGGGGUUCACCUGCUCCACCCUCAGACUCCUCAACAUCUGGUGACCCCUUCGGAGACGGAGCGGCUAAAGCCAAUGAUCCCUGGGGUGCACCGAGCAAUGCAACUAGCAACACUGCAGGAAAGCGAACGGCACAAGAGGAGGUGGUGUACAGAAAGACUGCUCUGUUCUUGGGCCCGGCCGCGGCGUCGCUGGUUGACUUGGACGAUCUAUUUUCUUGUAACCCCGCACAGCGCCCCCUCAUCAACACGCCCGUCGGCCAGACACAAGCCGUCGGCGCUUUCAAAGCCGGGGGCAUUUCGUCUGGCCCUGCUCUCAGAUCGGGGGCUGUUGCAGGACUGUCCCUUCCUAAAACAUCAGCCCUACCUGCUUGUCCUUUUGGUUCCACCCGUGCACCCUCCCAUGAUGCACCACCUCCCUCGUUUGGAGCCGUUAAUCCUUCCAGUGGCGCUCCCCUCUCUCAGCUACCAUCCUAUAUGAUGGGCUUGUCUUACUCUGGCUUCAGUUUGCUUCAGGUGGCUCCAGAAACUGGGGAAGGAAGUCCACAAGUGGGACUUCACACGAAGCGACCCGGCGGAGGAGAGGGAUUGGUGCCGACUGGAUAUCCCGCGGGGAAUCCUUUGGCAGGCCCCCCUUUGUGGGGAACAGGAAUGGGUCAGUCCAGUUUCUUUGGUGGGAAUCAUCAAACCAGUGUGGCUCAUUUGGGACGAUCCACUCCGCAGGGCGCAGGUGGAAUCCCAGUGCAGCCGCAGAUGGUGAACAAAAACAACAAUCCCUUCCUGUUCUGACAACGUGACAAAUAAAACCUGUCGUGUAUAUAUUCAAGUCUGAAAGGCUGUUUGAUGAAGCAUGACACAGUGUAGUUUCUGCCCUGUUAAAGUAUUUACUUCAUCAUUACCAUUUAUUAGCCAUAAGAUCACAGAUUGCAUUAAUUAGUACCUCACAAAAGUUCAACAUUCAACACACGACUUUUUGUGAGUUUGAUCUUGAUUUUCAGUAGAUGAAUUUCAAAGCUCAGAUGUCAGAUGAUGAUAGUAAAAUAGUUCCGAUGAAUCCCUUCUUGAAACCAGACUAAUAUGCAAUAAAACAACUUACUUGACUUUUAAAUUAAGUUGGUCUAAAUAUUUGCAGCCAGGGACCAAAAUCAGUACUUAACAAUAAUGAGCUGCUUUGUCAGACCUGCACCGAAGUCCGGAUAUUGUCCGGAGUAGUUGUUUGUGAGGACGCAAAGUGUUGCCCUUGACAUUUUCCGAAAAAUGUCCGUAUAAUAUUAGAGCGAGCCCGUGUGAGAAUACAGCAGGAAAAAAUCUCAGCGAGCGAGUGGACGUGUUGAUGACUGUAAACCAAGACUCUGCUUUCCGCAGCAGAGUCAUCAUCACUGUCAUCGUGUGUGUACUUAUUAUUGGAAUCAAACCAAUUGGAUCAGCAAUUAAUUUUUUAAUUUUUACAAGUCUAGGAAACGGAAUGUAAGCAUCCGUCCAUUCAGUGUGUGUUCAUGUAAAUAGUGGAAGAUAAACCUUGAAAUAUACUGUACAUGAGAGUGUUACAAUCACGAGUAACUAUUUAUUGAUUAUUUAUAGCUUGAUUAUUCAUUGAUGUGGCAAAUGGCGUCCGAUGAAGACAAAAGUUCAGAUUGACUCUUGGUCACAGCGUCGCAGGAAUCGGAUCCGGUCGACGGCUGACUGUAUCUGGUAACGUGUGAUGUCGAGCGUGAUCCGCUUUACUCUAAUUGGCUGUUGAAACAGCGCGUCAUCCAAUCCACUCGGUAACCAAUGGUGGCUUUAUUUCUCCUGUUUAGGUUUGUAGAAGCAGAAAUUUAUUAUUGUCCGAUGUUUAGCUGAACAUCUCAACCUGCAUGAUGUCCGAGCAGAACCCCCUCCUCCUCCUCCGUAAGCAAACGUGUGCGUGCGCGUGUGUGUGUGUGUGUGUUACGUUAUCUGGUGUGAGAGUGAUCAAUGAAAUAUUCCAACAUGCCUGUACAUGAAGGUAAAUAUUAAAAAAAAAAAAAAGGCUCCACUUUAUGUAGCAGGAUUAACGGUAGUUUACGUGAUCAGACACCAACAGUGACUUUGAAGAGGUCACACAUUUGUUGGCAUCAUUUAUGUCCUUUUAAUGUGAACUGGUGGGAAAACAGACCAAAAUACUUUAAAUGUUUUUUGUUUGUUUGAUUCAGGAGAAAAUGAAGAAGAAAAAACUUGUCCAUAACACACUUAUAAUUUCUCAAAUUUACUUUUGUAUGAAAUGGAAUUUAUUUUGCCCUGUAUUCAAAUGUAAAGUUGUGUUGUUAAACUGUGAUGGUAUACAGUACAUUUGAGAAAUAAAAUGACACAAUAAGUGA
Messenger RNA from Scophthalmus maximus (turbot), 4590 nucleotides. Its product is annotated as germ cell-specific gene 1-like protein. The transcript is spliced from 11 exons. The record is from RefSeq and is a predicted model, not a curated record. The coding region runs from base 353 to 3040 and encodes 895 amino acids. Lineage: Eukaryota; Metazoa; Chordata; Actinopteri; Pleuronectiformes; Scophthalmidae. Gene Ontology annotation, biological process: endocytosis. Gene Ontology annotation, cellular component: plasma membrane; clathrin vesicle coat; endosome. Gene Ontology annotation, molecular function: phospholipid binding; clathrin binding.